Dendroctonus ponderosae (mountain pine beetle) is the source of this 1575-nucleotide messenger RNA. Its product is annotated as L-galactose dehydrogenase. The record is from RefSeq and is a predicted model, not a curated record. NCBI's taxonomy places the organism in Eukaryota, Metazoa, Arthropoda, Insecta, Coleoptera, Curculionidae. Gene Ontology annotation, cellular component: cytosol. Gene Ontology annotation, molecular function: L-galactose dehydrogenase activity. Bases 324 to 1370 code for a protein of 348 amino acids. The transcript is spliced from 6 exons.
CAGUUUUCCUCAGAAAAUGCAUUUUUGCCGAUCAAUCUGCCCGUACUUGUUGCACAAGGCGGACGAAUUUCGACUUUAAACUUUUCCGCCCUGUGCAAGUAAUUUUAGUCAAUUUCCCAAUUAAAUGAAAACCGUUAUACUCGCAAUUUACUGCCAUUUUAAUAAGCUUCCAUUACUGUUAACUAUUCAAACUAAUUGCGAUAACGUUAUUGACGAAAAUAAACCAACUAGUUGACCCCUCGCUUAUCUCCAGCCAUGUUAUAAAAUACUGUAGGCCUGAGCCGUGCAGUUGCAAUUCUGCUUUCGAAAAAUACGUAGCAAAAAUGUCCGGAAUUCUGCCGGAAACUUUCGUGCCAGGGUUUCACGAUGAAGCGCAAGUUAGGAAGAUGGUUUACAACGACUUCGGUAGCACCGGCUUGAAGGUAUCGAAGCUGUCGUUUGGAACCGGCGUGUUUUGUUACGCCUACAAUGAUGUCAGUGUGGAAAACUGCAGGGAAACUCUGCUUAAAGCGCUCAAAAUGGGAGUGAACUAUAUAGACACCGCGCCCUAUUACGGCCAUGGUGAAUCUGAGGAAGUUCUGGGCAAAAUCCUUGAAGGUAUUCCACGCAAAGCCUACUACAUCGCAACGAAGGUGGGCCGAUACGAAAAGGACUUAAAAGAGCAGUUUAAUUUUUCCGCUGAGAAAACCAAGCAAAGCAUCGAAGCGUCGCUCCAGAGGCUCAGGCUGGACUAUGUGGAUGUUUUGCAGGUUCACGACGUUGAAUUCGCACCCUCCCUAGACAUGGUAUUAAAUGAAACCCUGCCAACUGUUCAAGAGAUUGUUAAGUCCGGCAAGGCGAGGUUUAUGGGCGUGACUGGAUAUCCAGUGAGGACAUUGGCCGAAUGUGUGCAGAAAAGUCCGGUCAAGCUGGACAUGAUCCUCUCCUACGCCAGGCUCACCUUGUUUGAUGAGACUUUAAAAGAGUUCCUGCCGGUCUUCAAAAAACACCAUUUAGCUGUAGUGAAUGCAGCAGUCAAUGGGCUGGGGCUGUUGACUAACCGAGGAGAACGAUCCUGGCACGUUGCCACCAAGCAGAUAAAGGACGUUUGCGCCACCGCAAGACAAUUAUGUAUUCAAAACGACGUUGAAUUAGGAAAACUAGCGGUUUGGCACAGUUUGCAGCAAGAAGGCCCAGCUACCACCCUGGUGGGGAUGGAUUCUGUUGAAAUAGUGGACUACAACUUGGAAGUGUUGCACAAUGGAUUGACUUUCAAGGAGCGGGAAUUAUACCAGCAGGUUUUGGGAGUGUUCAAAACUUUAAAGGACCGACACUGGGAAAACCACGAAGUGGCCAAGUAUUGGGAACUAAUGACCAUUUCAACCAAAUAAAUUCGCUGUAAACCAUCUGUAUUCACUCUUAACAUAAGCUAUUGGAAAUAAAUCCUUUCCGCUUUCAUCCCAUACCGGGGACUCUGUAGAGAAAUUGCCCGUUGCUAUCAUAGUAGCAGUCGUUCAAUUUAUAUGUGAACCCUCUUUUGUAAAUACCCCUAGGUAUAGUGAUGUGUUCGGGGUAAAUUAAAUGUGAUAAAUCUGG